Molecule: messenger RNA, 1182 nt
Organism: Sphaeramia orbicularis (orbiculate cardinalfish)
Lineage: Eukaryota; Metazoa; Chordata; Actinopteri; Kurtiformes; Apogonidae
Product: histidine triad nucleotide-binding protein 3-like
Exons: 5
Coding region: 72-527 (151 amino acids)
Molecular function (GO): catalytic activity
Source: RefSeq, a predicted model, not a curated record
UCCUGACUUCAGCAGACACGCCUAGAAGUCAAAGUCUGUGUUUACUUCCGACACAACCUCCACUACACAUUAUGGAAACGGCCGUGGGGUCUCAGGACACGUCUGUGGGCGAAGAGUGCCCCUUCUGUCAAAUAGUAAACAACCAGAGUGACACAGAAAUCUUGCUGAGUGAUGCUGAGCUGGUUUGUUUUCGGGACUUGAAGCCUGGAGCUGCACAUCAUUACCUCAUUAUUUCAAGGACUCACAUCGACAACUGUAAGAGUCUGAAGGCUGAACACAUCCCUCUAGUGGAGCAUAUGGUGGAGAUGGGAAAGAACAUACUGGAAAAGAACAAAAUCUCUGAUGACAUCAGGAUGGGGUUUCAUAUCCCUCCAUUCUCUUCUGUUCCUCACCUUCAUCUCCAUGCUUUAGCACCAGCAAGUAAGAUGAACAUGAAAUCCCAGCUUCGCUACGGGCCACAGUCUCAUUGGUUCAUCACAGUAGACAAAGUGCUUUCUCAGUUAAGAAGACAAGGAAAAGUCAAAUGAAGAGCAAACAACCCAUUUUUUUUUUUUGGAGUAGCCCAAAUAUUUUUGCCUUAUGUACUGUAUUUAUUUUACCAGUUUGUCACAUACAUCAUAGUGCUGUCAGUGUCAAGUUGUGUGAGGGGAUUUUUUCAGCCAAGUGUAUUUAUUUAUAAAUUGCAAGCAAAUAUUGUUGCAUUUUUAUAUGUCAAAAAGUGCGGUUCUUUUUGCAGUUUGCAAUGAAAUUAUCAUUAUGCGCUAACAUAUUAGUUUGUGUAAAUGAAAAGUUUAUUGUAUUGUUUAUGCAUAUUGGUAUGUGCAGUCCUUCCAUGAUUAGUGUAAAUCAUGUAUAUUAAUAAUUAUUUAUUUCUAGAAAGGUGUUUUUUUUAUUGUUCAUUAAGGAUGAGUUGGACAUUUUCAGUUCUGGUUUUGAACCACUGGAUGUCAUUGGUGUAUUGAAGAUCUUAUCGAGAUGCAGUGAUGAGAGAUAACUGACAUGGGACUCCACAUCUCAUAUUUAGCACUUUAUAUACGUAUAAUUUGAUCAUUCAUUUGUUUUCAUGCUUAUUUGAAAGAUCUAGGAAGGGGAUAUAGGUGUUGGGCUUCUCAAGCUUUAGAUUGCUUAUGCAGAGUUUGAAAGAGGCAUUACUUCUACUUUCACAUCAACAAUGCAAUAUUA